Messenger RNA from Homo sapiens (human), 4873 nucleotides. It is a transcript of the gene EMG1, whose product is annotated as EMG1 N1-specific pseudouridine methyltransferase. The transcript has 6 exons. Gene Ontology annotation, biological process: rRNA base methylation. The record is from RefSeq and is marked reviewed. The coding region runs from base 12 to 746 and encodes 244 amino acids. Gene Ontology annotation, molecular function: rRNA (pseudouridine) methyltransferase activity; S-adenosylmethionine-dependent methyltransferase activity; RNA methyltransferase activity. Gene Ontology annotation, cellular component: nucleolus. Lineage: Eukaryota; Metazoa; Chordata; Mammalia; Primates; Hominidae.
AUUGUUGCAAGAUGGCCGCGCCCAGUGAUGGAUUCAAGCCUCGUGAACGAAGCGGUGGGGAGCAGGCACAGGACUGGGAUGCUCUGCCACCCAAGCGGCCCCGACUAGGGGCAGGAAACAAGAUCGGAGGCCGUAGGCUUAUUGUGGUGCUGGAAGGGGCCAGUCUGGAGACAGUCAAGGUAGGGAAGACAUAUGAGCUACUCAACUGUGACAAGCACAAGUCUAUAUUGUUGAAGAAUGGACGGGACCCUGGGGAAGCGCGGCCAGAUAUCACCCACCAGAGUUUGCUGAUGCUGAUGGAUAGUCCCCUGAACCGAGCUGGCUUGCUACAGGUUUAUAUCCAUACACAGAAGAAUGUUCUGAUUGAAGUGAAUCCCCAGACCCGAAUUCCCAGAACCUUUGACCGCUUUUGUGGCCUCAUGGUUCAACUUUUACACAAGCUCAGUGUUCGAGCAGCUGAUGGCCCCCAGAAGCUUUUGAAGGUAAUUAAGAAUCCAGUAUCAGAUCACUUUCCAGUUGGAUGUAUGAAAGUUGGCACUUCUUUUUCCAUCCCGGUUGUCAGUGAUGUGCGUGAGCUGGUGCCCAGCAGUGAUCCUAUUGUUUUUGUGGUAGGGGCCUUUGCCCAUGGCAAGGUCAGUGUGGAGUAUACAGAGAAGAUGGUGUCCAUCAGUAACUACCCCCUUUCUGCUGCCCUCACCUGUGCAAAACUUACCACAGCCUUUGAGGAAGUAUGGGGGGUCAUUUGACAGUAGUAGAACCUGUUCUGAAACCAGAAACUGUUGAUGUCACAUCCUUUGACCCUGGUCUGAGCUGACUGCUGGAAGAUGAUCUUUCUGCACUGAGACUGUGGAGUUUGGGGAAGCCAAGGCUGUACAUUUGCUAUUUGUUUAUCCUAUGAAUACUGUUCUUGCAAACCUGGUUGUUUUGGGGUUCCUAAAGUAUCCAGUGGUGUAAAACUGUUUGUUCCCCGGGACUUCAGGGACAGAUAGGAGGUUACAGAGUUUGCAGUUUGGUUCCAUGCUUUGAAGGCAGGCUUUAGCUCCCAGAUUCCCAUGUGCUAAAGGAGAGAACCCUGAUGAUGGAGAAGAACUGUGAAAGAGAGCAGUCAGGAAUGCUAGUGGUGAAAAACUGAACAAACAGAAGUGAUUUUAUCUAAUACAGUUCCAAGGUAGAAAAAGUGGAGCAGGCAGGGCCUUGCACCCCUCUCCACCCCCCCAUGGGGGGGGUGGUGGUAGCGGCACAUACACAAUCAUAGUAAAUUGGCAGAAGAAAAACACAAUAGAUUCCUGGCUAGAUGGGGAGAGAUAAGGCAAUGUGCAUGGGGGAAUCAGAGGGGAGAUGUGAGCCCCUCUGCUCCUCCCACAAGAGUUUCCCCUUUGGGCCGGGCACGGUGGCUCACGCCUGUAAUCCCAGCACUUUGGGAGGCGGAGGCGGGUGGAUCACUUGCGGUCAGGAGUUCGAGACCAGCCUGGCCAACGUGGUGAAAUCCCGUUUCUACUGAAAAUACAAAAAUUAGCUGGGCAUGGUGGCGUGCCUGUAUUCCCAGCUACUUGGGAGGCUGAGGCAGGAAAAUCACUUGAACCCAGGAGGUGGAGGUUGCGGUGAGCUGAGAUCCCGCCACUGCAUUCCAGCGUGGGUGACAAAGCAAGACGCCUUCUCCAAAAAAAAGUUUCCCCUUUGGCCCCAAAUGAAGACUUGGCUGGCAGCAGAGGCACAGCUGGAAGCAUCGAUCUUCCACCUCCCUGGCUUUUCCAUUCUCUGCUCUGGGGCAAAGGAGUGCUGUGAAAAGGGAGACGAGUAGUUUCUGCACCAGUCCCGCACAGGCCACCUGCAAGACAAGAGGAGUUUGGAAGGCUGGUUAGUUACUCCUGUAAUUCCUGGUCUAUAGCCCUUCCAGAUGUUUCCUAGCAUGCCUCAAUAAGUCACAGUAGUCAUUGCCCAUACUGUGUUCCUUAGUAGCCAGGCUAAUCCUUGGAAUUCACCCCAGAUUUCUAAUACUAUUGUUUUUUUCCAGUCUGUUGCUCUAUUCUGUAACCUGGUGGUAGUUUUAGUUUAGCUGUAUUAACUUACCAGGGAAAUGGAUUAUUCCAUCUUCUUUAACUUCUCUUUCCUUGGCACCAUUGCUUUGUGAAUAUAAGGCAAUAUGAAUAGUAGGCUCAGGAAGAAGAUGUGGCCAAGGAAAUAGAUGGAUUUAUACACCUGUGGAGAGAGAGGCCACUAAGGUAGACAGGCCUGGAGUGUCCUUUGCAACCUUUGAGGUUGCAGUGAGUCCCUCCCAGUCUCACAAGCAGGCCUUCACUUGCCUUAAGCCAUUUGUCCCACGUGAAGAGGCAGAAGGCAGUCAUGGAGUAACCCAUGAAGAGCCAGUGGAUGGUCUGUUGCACCAAAUAGUAGAAGGGCUGGAGGACAGUAAUGGCGGCCAGCUUGCUCAGGGUGGGGCUCUCUUGAAUGAGCCUGGCAGCCUGGGGAGGGAGGAGGAGCUCAUCAGCAUCUUGUCCCUUAUAUUCCCCUUCACCCCCACCCUGGAGGCCUACCUGUCUUUCCACAAUAACAAUGAGGAAUUCCAUCUGGAAGCAGACCAGGUAUCCUGAGUGCAGGCCGUGCCAGAGGGCCAGGAAUAGCAACGAGAGACCCUGAGAGAGUUCUUUAUUUCCAAGGAACUUGAGUCGUUUGAAGAUGUAGCUGGAGAAAAGGGUGGGUGGGGCGACCCUCAAACUGACUGGUCCUUGCAUCCCGCCACCUGCCUCUGGGUCCUCACCCUGAGGAUUGGAUUGGAGUGCUGGUGGGUUCCCACGUGUAGCCCCCAGAGGGUACAGGAGGCAGUGCUGACUGAUUACUUUUAGAGAUGGAAAGCAGACCCAAGGCGGAGCUGGAGACCGUGUGCGCACGAGCCACUUGGUUCAGCAGCAGUGACUGAGGCUGAUGCUGAGAUCAGUGGUGAACCAGACACUCUACUCAAGCUGCCCACACUCUAGUGGUGGGGACAAACAAGUAAAGCUGUUGAUAAACAGGGCAGUGGAGGACAUAAGUCCAUUGGCAGAGCUGGAGUAACACCCAGGUCUUAACGCACUUUUAUAUCUUGCCUUUUUUUCAAAUAUGACAGUAAUGGUUUUUUUGGGAGGGGGGUAUAGGUGGGGGUCAAAGUCAGUGUGAGCGACAGGGGGUUCUGCCCAGAUGGGAAAGACGCAUAGGGGUGACAUGGUACACCCCUGCCCUCCAAUCUGGGAAGACAGUGGAAGGAAGGAACCAGGGUCCAGGCUCCCCACCAGCAGCUCACCGGGCCACCCAGGCGUUGGUGUUGAUGUUGAAUGAGGCAAUGGUGCCAGUGAAGCGGGGGUUUGUUUCAAAGAGCCACACCUUCAUGUUGGCACAGGCAUCCCACUUUGCCUUGCCCUUUUCUUCAAAGCCAUUGAAGCCCAGGCCCGUCAAAAUGCAUACUCCUUCCUGAGAGGGAAUAGCUCAGUUAGGGCUCUUGCCACUCCCCAUACUGGCCCCCAUGGCUUGUCUAAAUAGGACCUUGUUUCAACUUUUCUACUUACUGUGACCAGCCAACAGGUGACAUAUUUGUACAGCACAAACUUGCCCCAGAUCAGCAUGUACAUGCAGCGGAACCAGAAGGGGUGGUUCUUGAGGGAAGAAAGCACAGUGCAUUAGGGAUAUCACAUGACUAGGCAGUUUCUCUCAGCACUCUUCCUUUUCACACUUGUGGCUGGCUACUUCAUACCUGCCUGAGUCCUGCUGCCAGAUGCCCUCAAUAGUCUGGCCUGAUUGCCUUCACAAUAGGCAGAGAGGAAUAAGCAGAGGGCCUGGAGAAUAUUCAUUCGCCUUUCCCUUGGAGAGCCUCAAGGGCAGCACUGUAUUUAACUUCUCUACUGUUUGCCUUCGUUGGCAAAGUGUUUGGAAUGAGCAUUUGGAAUGUUAAGUACAGAGGGGCCCAUAUUGGAUUUUAAUUUAAGGAGAGAAACCUGCCCAGAAUUACUGAACUGUUUUCAAGCCUUUCAGCUGGGCAGGAGCAAAAGCCAGCACUUCCCCCCUUCCCUUGGUUUCUGAAUUCCCUAGAAGUGCCCAAAUGUAUCAGUCAAGAGAAGAAAAUAGGAUGGAGAAUCAGAAGCUGCUGUGCUCUGAGGGGUCACGUGGAUGUGAUAAGGCAAGCUAGGAGCGGCUCCUAGAGAAGGCAACGGGUGCUAAAUGUGCACCUGGCACAGCCCUGUGCCCGCGAAGGUUGUUCAGUGCUGGCUGAUGAACAUGUCCCAGCACGGCUGGCAUUGACAACUCACAGAUCUAGAGCAAAACCAACAUGCACUUGUAGAUGAUAUUUCCUACUUCUCUGCUAUCUGUAGGGAUCCUUGCCUGUCCAUUUUCUAGCUCUGGUGCAGUCAUGCUGCUGCUGCUUUAGUAGACACUCACGUCAUAGUCUUCAGUGAGGAGAUAGUCUUCUGUGAUGUGGGGGCUGAGCAGUGUGUAGCCCACUAGGUAGAAAAGGCCCAGACUCAGGCGCUUGAGAGCAGGAAUGAUGCUGGAAAGGAACGAGUGAAGUUCCUGGUCACAGAGAGCAGAGACUAUUCCCUUCACCCUCUGACCUUCAGUUAUGGAGAGGAGUGUUUAGGGGUGUGGUUGUCUACCUGGAAUGGGAUGAGAAGCUCUGCUGCCCAAAGUGUUUCCUGUUUCAGGGAAAGAUUUCUAUGGCUGGCUAUGAGGAAUGGGGACUGCAAACCUCUUAAGAGUUGUAGGAAAGUCAGGGCAGCAGACAGUGGACCAGUCUUGUGUUUACCCCUCAGGGAUGCUACUGAUCUCAAGGUCUUGCCAGGUCUCACAAUCUCCAUUGGGACUGAAAACCCAGUGGAGGUAAGAUAAUAAAAAUAACCACUUUGAA